AAGCAUAAGCUGAUGUGAUGAAAUCUUAGACCUGAUCAGCUUGUCUUACCUUACGACCCGUCCUUUUUGCCAGAGUGCGACCUCCCCGGGAUGGGAAUGGAUCUCUCUAAACUUAGUUUGCCUUUUGACUCUGCUACAAGUCAGCAUUCCGGCCUCUUAUGGCCGAAGACUCCAGACCUCAGCCAGUCUGAUCUUUCAAGGAGCCCUAGCCUACGCUUUAGUUUCUCAUACGAUGAUAUGAUAGGGAGAAAUGCUGGUGGAAUUGAUUCCGAAACCAAUGUACCUAGCUCUGCUCAAAGAAGCAUCAACCUAGGCGGCCUCACAGCUACGACCUUCGCUGAGGAAGGUGGUAUCCUUCUUCAGCCUGACUUUGAAUUUGACGAAGAUGGCAAUCUCAUUGAGCUUGGGGAGGCGCAUUGCCAAAUUGCAAAGGGCAAGCCGAGUCGGCACGUUAGUGGAGCACCACUUCUGGGUGAAGAGGCAAAUGAUGGAUUGAAUGAUUCCACAUUUGAAUAUCAGCAAAUGCCAAUCGACGAAGAAAUAGAUACUACCGCCAAGCAUCAGGAUGAGAGGCCAAUCCAAGCCAGUCGAGCUACUAAAAGACGCCGCAGUGAUUCCGAGUCAACUGAUGAACUUAAGGUUAUUUCAGAUGAGGUUGCGGUGACUAUGCCCCAGAAACGACGAGCCCCUAGAUUACAAACAUUGGAUGACCGAACUGCCUUGAGAAACACAGACCUGGGCAAUCUGAACAGCGACUACGUGCAGAAUAUGGCUAUAGCCUUGAAGCAGAAACGACAGAACAAACUUCCAACACAAGCAAAAAAGAAUGCCGCCUUCUGGGUUUUUGGUCAAGGAAUUGGUUCAGUUGGGCUUGGCUUAGGUGCAUCUCGGGUACUACAUCCUUUGCAGCAAUUCUCAGGAGAAGAGCUCUAUGGUGCUCUGGACCCAACUGCAAGACACAAGGAGCGAAAACGGAGUCGUCAUCAUGAUGACAGUGAAGCAGGCUCUGAUGUGCAGUCUGUCCGUGUUAGAGAAGAAUAUGAGGAACAAGUCGGUCGAGGCGAGGUGGUCGACAAUCAUGAUAUUUGGAAAGAGGUUGAAAUUGGUCGCCAUGCCCCGUCCGUCUUUCGCGAUGACAACUCGUUCUCAUCUCAGAUGCCAUGGAAUAUCACAGCUUCUAUUCAGAGCUCUCAGCAUGGGUCAUCUGCUACAAGUGGCCUCCGUGGUGUAGCAAAUGUGAGCGAUCCUUCGGCUUCACGAGGCAGGGACCCCACUGCGUCUCACCUUGCUGGUCGCGGACGAUCACGCAACCGUCUAACUAGCGCGAGUCCCCUUGCCGGCAGAGGUAUCCCCUUCGACGCAGAGGCUGUCGACAGCUUGACGUUACCCGGAAAUGAUGACAUAGACGCCUUGAAUGACUUUGAUCUGAGCCAUUAUUUACAGACUGAGCUGUUCGGUGAUGACCAUGGAUACACUGGAGACGACGCCAACGCAAACACGUACAGUCGUCAGCCGACUCUUCAAGAUCGCCUAUCACAGUCCAGCCUGGACCAAGAAAGCCUGAACUUCCUCGGGUUUCUAACAAGGAAGCUCGAGAUCAUGCCAGGGGAACAUGCUGAAGAACUAGAUGAAGAGGAUUUCAUUAACUCGCCGUCCGCUUUUCAUGACAGCAAAGCAAUCGGUUUUUCAGCACUUCUGCCACCGGCUGAAACCUCUCCAUCCGUAGCCACACAGGGUUUGAUGCAUAUACUCACACUUGCAACUAAAGGUUUCUUAUCAGUCCGCCAGGAGGACUAUAAAGACCGGAGCACUCGAUAUCGUAUCCGAUAUGAGUUUGGGGAGAUCUUUCUACAGCUAUCAGAUAUCUAGUCCUACGAGAGGCACCGAGUUCUACCUUGACUCUGGUUCUCCAGUAUGUCUGUGAUUGAAUACCGAAAACACUCAUGGACACCCACCCAUGUGCAAUUCUCUUAUCAGUCACUUUAUUUCCUGGCUGAUGAAUAAGCACCUGACUUCGAUUCAACGUCCGGGUUUCUGAAAUGGAGACCACCAUGCCAGCAUCCCAUGGAAUGAUUUCCUCGAGACCCUAGUACUGUCUCUGCCAAUUUUCAAUGCUUCUCGCUUUUCUUUUCUUUUUCUUUUUCUUUUCCUUUAUUUUCUAAUUCUU
Aspergillus pseudonomiae is the source of this 2167-nucleotide messenger RNA. RefSeq names its product Rad21/Rec8 N terminal domain protein. The record is from RefSeq and is a predicted model, not a curated record. The transcript is spliced from 3 exons. Bases 91 to 1869 code for a protein of 592 amino acids. Lineage: Eukaryota; Fungi; Ascomycota; Eurotiomycetes; Eurotiales; Aspergillaceae.